Messenger RNA from Alligator sinensis (Chinese alligator), 787 nucleotides. It is a transcript of the gene CIAO2A, whose product is annotated as cytosolic iron-sulfur assembly component 2A. Lineage: Eukaryota; Metazoa; Chordata; Crocodylia; Alligatoridae. The transcript is spliced from 6 exons. Bases 1 to 396 code for a protein of 131 amino acids. The record is from RefSeq and is a predicted model, not a curated record.
AUGGGUGUGAGACAGAUAGAGAAGUGUGCACCCACAGAUAUUAUUCGAACUAUUCGGGACCCAGAGAAGCCCAACACUUUAGAAGAACUGGAAGUGGUAACAGAAAGCUGUGUUGAAGUACAUGAGAUAAAUGAAGAUGAAUAUCUGGUUAUAAUCAGGUUUACUCCAACAGUACCUCAUUGCUCUUUGGCUACUCUCAUUGGGCUUUGUUUACGAAUAAAACUUCAGAGAUGUUUGCCUUUUAAACACAAGUUGGAAAUCUACAUAUCGGAAGGUACGCAUUCCACUGAGGAAGACAUCAACAAGCAAAUAAAUGAUAAGGAGAGAGUAGCAGCUGCAAUGGAGAAUCCAAACUUGCGUGAAAUUGUGGAGCAGUGUGUCACAGAACCUGAUUAGCGGCUGCAGAAACCACAGAGCUAUGAUUGUUUUGAUACAUUUGUUUUAAUAUCUUUGUAAAACCUUAAGGCCUUGUGCUUAAUACUUGAGUUCUUUAUAUCUGCUGCAUGUUUUUUUUAAGGGAAAUCAUUUAUAUAACAGAUUUAAAUUAUAAGGAGGUAAGUUGCAGGAUAUAAAAUUAAAUGAAGUGUGUAAUUUUAAGAAUUUGUAAUAUUUGGUGUUAACAGAGAAAUAUUUUAUUGAGUUAUUAAGAGCCAGCUGUGUUGCCUUCUGAUGCACAUCGUGAUAUAAAACCAAUUUUGCAGGUUAAGUUUCCACUCUGUUCAAGUGGAACAUUUCAAUCACUACGCUGUAAAAACCCAUAAAUAAAUAUAGAUUCUUAUAAUGAAAA